AUGUUCGUCGCCGCGUUCUUUCUAAUCGCCUCUCUGGCUAUAGGACCGCAGGCCGUCCUCGCAAAAUUCAACUCCAUCUUAUUUUCUUCCAUCCAGCAGUGCGGGCCCUUUAAUGUUACCUUCAAUGGAGGCUCUAUGCCAGCAGCCCUCCCCCUCACGCUGACCGUCAUUCCUUUCGAUUCUGUUCCUAUUUCUAUUCCCAUUCCACAGGCUUCAUGGAAUACUACCACUGGCUCUGGUGCUGUUAUCACUUUUCUCCCGUUAGCCGCUGAUUCGAGGUUUAUCGCAUUGCUGGAGGACGGGAACGGAACCGCAAUGGGCGCCAUUUCGGAUGUGAUCGGUGUUGACACCUCCGCUGACACUUCAUGUCUUCCCUCCGCGACAGCUCAAUCCGCGGCUCCCUUCAUCCUGAAGGAAAUCCCUUCGCAGUGCGAGUCUUUCAACGUCACAUUCAACGCAACUCAGCACCGAGCGCCGACCAUUCAAGCAUUUGUCCCUCGCGGCCGACCUUUCACCGUCAAACAAGACCCGGGGGCAGACAGCACUGGGUCUGCUUCCUACCUCAUGAACCUCACGCGGGGAUUUCAAGUAGCUUUACUUUUCAAUGACAACGGCACGCGCCAGACGUCAGAUCUGUUGACUGUUGGUGGCGAUUCGACCAGCAGUUCAUCGUGUCUGCCCAAAUUCAAUGCUACUUCGGCGGCUCCUUCAAAACCCUCGGGCGGUUUGUCCAGUGGUGGAGCCGUCGCAAUUGGCGUCGUUUCCGGGACCAUUGUAGGCGCAAUGCUUAUUCUCCUUGCUCUAUUCCUCUAUCGGGAGCGCCGUAGGCACCUUGCGCGAUUGGAUGAGACUAUGAGGAAGAUGGACAUGGAGUCUGCGACGAAGGAUCCUAAGGCCUUCGACUCACCAUCCAUCUCUCCUACGAAAUUUUCACAGGAGCAAGCAAUCGGCCGGCAAAACAUCCCUCGGUCCAACUAUCUCUCGAAGCCGCCGGAUCAGACCUAUGGUACCUCUCCUGUAACCCCCGAAUUCAUCCAACGACGCCCACCUUCACCACAAUUCCGCACAGUUGAACUUGGGGAUGGUUUUGUGGAGGUCCUGCCUCCCGGGUAUCCGCCCCGUCGCUCCGAAGACCGUAUGACCCAGUCAGACGUGCGCUCAAUAUCCUCCCUUGACAUCGAAGGAAUCCUUGAGGCGGCGACAAUCGGCACCAUGCCCAGAAACCCAACAACGCGUGACGACGCAAGCUCGAUUCGCAGUUCAGGCCGUCGAUCCACACGUCCCUCUGUCAACCAACUUCGCCUCAUGGACAGUUCAGGGAUUCUCAGGACGAAACGUAGCCAGGAAAAUCUAGACGUCCCGAUGUCCGCCACGCCGUACGGUCGAUUUUCCGGACUAUCUACUCUGGAGGUCCAGCGACGAGAUCCUACACUGGGCCCAGACUCAGCCAUUUCGCUCGGUACCAUUUCGCCCAUGAGGGGUAAUCUCGUGAAGAAGAGCACGACGGACUAUAUGAGCGAGGUGGGAAGCAUACGGUCGGGCCGAGUAUCGGACAGAUAUACGCAGCGUUUCCAGGGUCGGACUAGUGGGGAUUGGCAUGUAGGAGGGCCGGUUGGUAUAGGACGAGGAUCAGAUCCGUCAAGGAUAUAG
Molecule: messenger RNA, 1650 nt
Organism: Heterobasidion irregulare TC 32-1
Lineage: Eukaryota; Fungi; Basidiomycota; Agaricomycetes; Russulales; Bondarzewiaceae
Exons: 2
Coding region: 1-1650 (549 amino acids)
Source: RefSeq, a predicted model, not a curated record